CGGCAAAUAAAACCGCAUCGCGCAUGCGUCUACCGCAUUUGGUUACCAAACGUCGCCCAGUGCAGUCGUGAAAUACACGCGUCGCAGUUAUUUUGAGUUACACACAGUUCAGUGCAUAAUUAUUUUAUUUUUUAAUUCGUUAGUGUUAAUUUUAUAGUGAAAAAGAAUGGUUCGUGUAUGCGUUAUUGGAGCUGGUGCAGCGGGUUUGUGCGCUGCUCGCCACCUCCUAGUAGAGCCAUGUGUCAGCCAGCUGGAUAUCCUGGAGCAAGCCCCUCAGCUCGGCGGUACCUGGGUCUACACUGAGAAUGUGGGAUACGAUGACUUUGGCCUUCCAAUUCACACCAGCAUGUACAAAAGUUUAAGGACAAACCUUCCUAAAGAAAUUAUGGGUUUCCCGGACUUCCCAGUUCCGGAAAGCGACAAGUCUUACCUGCCCGCUAAGGACAUGCUGGCAUUCCUCAAAUUAUACGCCGACAAACAUGGUGUCACGGAGAAAAUCAAGUUCCGUCACCACGUGCAACUAGUAAUACCAAAACAAACUCCUUCAGGAGAGCUGUGGGAUGUCACUUACAAGAACUUGACCAAUGGAGCCAUCGAGACCAAGGAGUACGACUACAUCUUCGUCUGCAAUGGACAUUAUAAUACGCCAUUUAUACCGCAAAUACCAGGACUUAAGGAAUUUAAAGGUGACGUAAUGCACAGCCACGACUAUCGAGUGCCAGAAGUGUUUGCUGGCAAACGGGUCCUAACCAUCGGCGCUGGUCCAUCAGGCAUGGACAUCGCCCUAGAAUUAACGGAUGUAUCGAAGAAAGUAAUCCUGAGUCACCACUUGAAGGAACAACCUCGCACUGAGUUUCCUGAUAAUUUGCAACAGAAACCUGAUGUGGAACGCCUUGAAGGGAAUAAGGUGUACUUCCUCGAUGGCAGCGAAGAUGAAGUUGAUGUCGUUUUCUUGUGUACCGGGUACAUGUACAACUUCCCGUUCCUGCACAAAUCCUGCGACAUCGUGGUGGAGGAGAACUGCGUGGAGCCCCUGUACAAGCACGUGGUCAACAUGAAACACCCCAGCAUGUGCUUCAUCGGAGUGCCCUACUACGUGUGCGCCUUCUCCAUGUUCGAUCUACAGGUCCGGUACUACGUCCGCUCAAUGAAUGGCACCUUCAGUCUACCUACUCCUGAGCAGAUGGCCGAGCACUGGGAGGAGGAGAAACGCGACCGGGCCGCGAGGGGCUUCACUAGACGACAGGCGCAUAUGAUGGGACCUGAUCAGGCCGACUACUACGUGUCGUUGGCAGAGGAGUCCGGCACGGUCCCUCUGCCGCCAGUCUUCACGAAGGUACACAAUGACAGCAGCCAGAAAUUCCUCGAUAACCUCACCAACUAUAGGAACGAUGUGUACUGCAUCUUGGAUGACGAUCACUUCAUUUGUUAUUGACAACACUUUUUAUAUAAACCAUAUUUUAUUUUAUAAUCGCUUCUUUUAGUAGGGAGGUACAAUAUUAUAAACUGCUUUAACUUUAUCUUUAAAUAUAAUGUAAUUUAGUUUACAUAUUUUAGUCAAUCGUUCUAAGUCUCCGUUUAUUCUAAACUUUAUAUACUCACUUAGCUAUAACUUUACAUAGGCAUACUUAAUUCUUAAAAUAUAAUCGAGAUUAUCUACAAAAUAUGAGAUUCAAUGCAAUAAAUGUUUACAGGA
Molecule: messenger RNA, 1696 nt
Organism: Spodoptera frugiperda (fall armyworm)
Lineage: Eukaryota; Metazoa; Arthropoda; Insecta; Lepidoptera; Noctuidae
Gene: Fmo-1
Product: senecionine N-oxygenase
Exons: 8
Coding region: 167-1435 (422 amino acids)
Molecular function (GO): flavin adenine dinucleotide binding; NADP binding; N,N-dimethylaniline monooxygenase activity
Source: RefSeq, a predicted model, not a curated record